GGAACGGGUUGUUCGCGAGUGUCGUCCUAGAAAUUACCGGAAAUGCCCCGUCGUCGAAGGUGACGACUACUCCGUAUCCAGAGUUCUCUCCCUUGACCCCUCUCUCUCUCGCGAAUUCUUUGCCUCCGAUCGAAGCCCUAUUUUUUGAUGCUCAUCUGACGGAGGAACGGAGGACGAGUAGGGAAUGGAUCGGAUCAUCGGGGGGAAGUACAAGCUAGGGAGCAAGAUCGGCAGUGGAUCCUUCGGCGAGAUCUAUCUUGCGACCCACGUUGACACGUUUGAGAUCGUCGCGGUGAAGAUCGAAAACAGAAGGGCCAAGCACCCACAGUUGUUUUAUGAGGCCAAGCUGUAUAACAUUCUUCAGGGAGGAAGUGGCAUCCCGAGCAUAAAAUGGUGCAGCAUUGAUGGAGAGGAUAAUGCUCUUGUUCUCGAUUUGCUUGGUCCAAGUCUGGAGGGUUUGUUUGUCUAUUGCAGUUGCAAGUUCUCAUUGAAGACUGUUCUUAUGCUUGCAGAUCAAAUGAUUACAAGAAUAGAGUAUGUGCACUCGAAAGGUUUUUUGCACAGAGACAUUAAACCUGAUUACUUUCUGAUGGGUCUUGGAAGGAAGGCCAAUCAGGUAUACAUCAUCGAUUUUGGGCUUGCAAAAAGGUAUAGGGAUUCUACCACAAAUCGUCAUGUCCCAUGGUGUGUAAUCCACUUCUCAAGCAAGACCUAUACAGUUUUCAUGUCACUCGUUGUUACUGCAUAUUGCAUGAUUAGGAUAAAGGUGAUUAUAAACUAUUUACACAUUGUGACUCGGAGAAAACAAAAACUUGACUGGAACUGCUCGCUAUGCAAGUUGCAAUACUCGUCUAGGAAUUGAGCAAAGUUGUCGGGAUGAUUUGGAAUCUCUUGGUUAUGUUCUUCUGUAUUUUCUCAGAGGAAGUCUUCCAUGGCAAGGUCUGAAAGCUGCCACAAAGAAACUUUAGUAUGAUAAGAUAUGCGAGAAGAAGCUUUCAACUCCCAUUGAAGUUUUAUGUAAAUUGCAUCCUCCGGUGGAAUUUGGAUCUUACUUCCAUUACUGCCAUUCUUUGGCAUUUGAGCAAUGACCUGAUUAUGGAUUUCUGAAGCGCCUCUUCCAUGACUUGUUUAAUCGUGAAGGUUAUGAGUUUGAUUAUAUUUUUGACUGGACUAUUUUGAAAUAUCAGCAAACCCAGGACACAAUCUCAACCUCGAAUCUGUCCUGUCUAUGGUGGAAUGACUAGCCGGAUUAUUCCAAUGGAUGUUGACAAACAUCAAGUUACCAGUGCAAAUUAUGUUUCUUGCCUUUGAAGUUACAAACCAGGUAGGACCAAGAAAUGAUGCACGUCCUACAGUUCAAAUGCAGUUCAAACUUGCAGCUGAUAAGAAUCUGGGUUCUGACAAUCAGGGACUUGAUAAGUUGAGGGUUGGAAUGAGCUCUGAAAACCCAAAAGUACCAUCUACAUCAUUUGCCUUUCCUGGAACCCCAAAUAAAAAUGUCACAAGUUCCAGACAAUCAGGGCCAACUGAUGCUUUGAGGCUCAGUUCAUCUAGUAGUUGGAUUCCUGUGCUACAGCAUAAUGCUUCAGCCAAGUGACUGGUAAUGCUUUCAACUGAAUUUGCUUGUGUUAAGUGUCCAAUCCUCAGGGUAGCAGACUUCUCUGGUUAUGUUCUUUAUUGGCUCUUUGGGUGUUGUUUCAUAUGGGUUGAGUCCAACAACCAAAUAGCAUAUGCUACCAAAGGUGGCUACAAAGUCGUCGUUGCUUAAGUUGCUUUGGGAUAUCAAGCGGCCUAGGGUAUUUCUAUUAGGGCGACUCCAAAUGCAAUUGUUUCUAAAAUGGUCCCUUAAGGGAAAUGAUUGAUGGUGUGUUGCAAAAUAACCUUUUUCUGGUCUAGAAAUUUGUUGAUAUGUUCAACUUGGAUGAUCCCAUAAAAUUGGCAUGUUCAAAUGUAUGUUAAAAGAUCAGAUCAUUCUUCUGAGAAAGAGUAUAGUGUAAUGAAAUAUGCUUUGUGGAUAUAUUUUUAUUUAUUCUUUGGCUCGUUCUGACCUGUGGGCAGCAAUCUGAAAUAAUUUUAGCAUUAGAUACUCAAAUCACUCGAGGAUUUGAACAGAGGACACUGGUCUAGUUUUUCAGAUUCUAGCCUCCUUUCUUUUUAUCAACAGCCUUGACCAGACGAACAGUUAUCACUAGCAUGAUUGUGUGAUGGUACAGAGCACUAUCCAUUUGCUGUGAGGUUUCCCGAUCAAGUUCAUGUAGAAAUCUGUUUUCAGGAUGGAAAAAAUGGUGAGCAGGUUUUUCCACCAGUAUUUACCAGCAUAUGAUAGACUACUUUGAUGAAUCGAAAGGUAUUAUGACAAUUUCCUUCAAGCUAUAUUUUAGUUCUUUUAACAUGUUUUAUGUCAAUAUCAAGAAAAUAAUUAGCAGCUGUUGGAUAAACUUAUAGAUAAAUAAUAGGGAAAAUUUUAGUUCAUGUGAACAAUUAGUACGAAUGAAUUAAGAAGGCAUCGUUGCUCAUCGUGCAAA
This is a messenger RNA of Musa acuminata AAA Group (dessert banana), 2525 nucleotides long. Its product is annotated as casein kinase 1-like protein 3. Gene Ontology annotation, molecular function: ATP binding; protein serine/threonine kinase activity. The coding region runs from base 185 to 862 and encodes 225 amino acids. Gene Ontology annotation, cellular component: cytoplasm; nucleus. The transcript has 15 exons. The record is from RefSeq and is a predicted model, not a curated record. NCBI's taxonomy places the organism in Eukaryota, Viridiplantae, Streptophyta, Magnoliopsida, Zingiberales, Musaceae. Gene Ontology annotation, biological process: peptidyl-serine phosphorylation; signal transduction; endocytosis.